AUGGUGGAUUCACAAAAUUCAUCUCAUUUCUCCGAUCCUGUUGGUACUGUCACUCAUGCAUGUAAUCCGUCUAAAGAUGUUUCUUCACCUUACUAUCUUCAUCACUCAGGGAAUCAUAGUUCGGUCAUUUUCACGCCUGAGCUCACAUUGGCUAAUUCUUGGAGAAGGUCCUUUCUGCUUGCGGUCUCAAUUAGGAAUAAGCAAGGUUUUCUUGAUGGAUCUAUACCGAAACCUAUACCAGAAGAUCCUCUUGAUCUCUCUUGGGUCCGAUGUAACAAUCUUCUUGUUGCGUGGUUGCUCAGGUCAGUUUCGCCUCCAAUUGCUUCUACUAUGUUCUACAUGGAGGAUGCAAAACAAAUUUGGGAGAAAUUGAAUCAGGGGUUUUUUCAUCAUGACGAUUCUAGAAUUUUUCAUCUUCAGCAGCUUUUGUGCACUGUUACUCAAGGCACCAUCUUCUUCCUGGAAGGUUUAGCAACAGGUGGCUGA
Messenger RNA from Hevea brasiliensis (rubber tree), 486 nucleotides. RefSeq lists its product as uncharacterized. The record is from RefSeq and is a predicted model, not a curated record. NCBI's taxonomy places the organism in Eukaryota, Viridiplantae, Streptophyta, Magnoliopsida, Malpighiales, Euphorbiaceae. The transcript has 2 exons. The coding region runs from base 1 to 486 and encodes 161 amino acids.